GAACUCAUGCUAGAUUCUGAUUGAAUUCUAGAAAAUAUAUACAAUUCUUUUAUUAAAAAAUUUUAUUUAAAUAUAUUACCUAAAGAAAGACAGUUCAGGCGAAGGGUAGCGUAACGUAGUGGUGCCGCAGCGGCCGGAGUCUCAAAUCCCGAUGGCGGACAACAACAACCAACCGCCACCUCAGCCGCCACCAUACCUUCCCUACCGCCAGAAAGAAGUUCUCACUGGCCACACACGCGCCGUCUCUUGCGUUAAAUUCUCCAAUAACGGCCACCUCUUCGCCUCCGCUUCCUUGGACGGAACCCUAAUCGUCUGGUCCACACAGACCCUAACUCAGCUCUCACGUCUGGUCGGCCAUUCCGAAGGCGUUUCCGACUUAGCAUGGUUUUCUGAUUCCAGUUACAUAUGCUCCGCCUCCGAUGACCGCACACUCCGUAUAUGGGACGCACGCGCCGCCGAGACGGUUAAGACUCUACGGGGACACACCGAUGUUGUUUUCUGUGUGAAUUUCAAUCCGCAGUCGAAUCUUAUAGUUUCGGGUUCGUUUGAUGAGACUAUUCGGGUCUGGGAUGUGAAAACUGGUAAGACGAAUCAUGUGAUUCUUGCGCAUUCGAUGCCGGUAACUUCGGUUCAUUUCAAUAAAGAUGGGUCGUUGAUUGUUUCGGGUAGUCAUGAUGGUUCUUGUAAGAUAUGGGAUACGGCUUCUGGGGUUUGCCUUAAGACCCUUAUUGAUGAUAAGGUUCCUGCGGUUUCUUUCGCCAAGUUUUCACCUAAUGGCAAGUUCAUUCUUGUUGCCACCCUUGAUAAUGCUCUUAAGCUAUGGAACUAUUCUACUGGAAAAUUCAUAAAGAGUUAUGCAGGCCAUGUGAACAGAGUGUACUGCAUAACGUCCACAUUUUCAGUCACGAAUGGGAAGUAUAUUGUGAGUGGCUCAGAGGAUCGAUGUGUCUACAUAUGGGAUUUGCAAGGGAAAAAUUUGCUGCAGAAACUUGAAGGACAUGCUGAUACUGUCAUUUCGGUGACUUGCCACCCUUCAGAAAACAUGAUUAUCUCGGCUGGACUAGAUAAUGACAGGACAGUGAGGGUUUGGGUCCAAGACUAAUGUCCUCAACUGUGUAUUAUAGGUUUUUGCCCAAGGACGUUUGCUUGCAUUAACUAUGCGUAACUUGGCUGUCGCGACGAGGUGCAACAGAUGGCAGUGAGCCCUGUGUGUUUGAGUAGUGCAGUUAUCUCCAUAGUACGGAAGUUGAUGCAAGAAUGUUGGUUAUCAAGUUAACAAAAAACUUGCUACUGUAUUUUCUUUUUCGUAUGUGAGAAACUAGAUAUGUACUGUUUCUCCAGAAUAUUGAGGAGAAACAUUUAAUGUAAAGAAGUUAAAAUAUAUGAAUAGAAUAAGUUGUUUCAUUCA
Capsicum annuum is the source of this 1408-nucleotide messenger RNA. RefSeq names its product COMPASS-like H3K4 histone methylase component WDR5B. Lineage: Eukaryota; Viridiplantae; Streptophyta; Magnoliopsida; Solanales; Solanaceae. Gene Ontology annotation, molecular function: protein binding. The transcript is spliced from 3 exons. The record is from RefSeq and is a predicted model, not a curated record. The coding region runs from base 152 to 1102 and encodes 316 amino acids.